Messenger RNA from Olea europaea var. sylvestris, 1969 nucleotides. RefSeq names its product negative regulator of systemic acquired resistance SNI1. Lineage: Eukaryota; Viridiplantae; Streptophyta; Magnoliopsida; Lamiales; Oleaceae. The record is from RefSeq and is a predicted model, not a curated record. Gene Ontology annotation, biological process: DNA damage response; negative regulation of DNA-templated transcription; negative regulation of systemic acquired resistance. The transcript has 15 exons. The coding region runs from base 302 to 1744 and encodes 480 amino acids. Gene Ontology annotation, molecular function: transcription cis-regulatory region binding. Gene Ontology annotation, cellular component: Smc5-Smc6 complex; nucleus.
ACCCGGGUUCGAGUCCCGGCAAUGGAACCAUCUCUUUGGCCAAAUUACUGUCUGAACGGUUAAUUCGUCAAGUUGUACUUCAGUUGGUUCGCAAACGACGCAGGUUCGAAUCCGCAACGGUAUUUUUUCAAAUUUCUUUUGCCACUCCUGAGGACGACCGGCCGGCCCAACGAAAUAAAAACCUUUGGCGGGAAUAAUUAAAUCAUCGCCUCUUGCUUCUUCAGUCCUCCUGUCUAGGGUUUUCAAAUUCGGGGUAAAACAGAAGAAUUUCACGGGAAAGAAUAUAAUUCGCACAGAGAAUAUGGAGAAUCGGAAGGGACUAGCAGGCGGAGCAGCCAACAGAGGAUUGGAAGAGAACACCAUGGCCAUCCUUGAUACUUCCGGCUUCAACAGUUCCAAAAUCUCUCACCAUCUCAAUGACGACAGGCUUGCUUUUCUGGAAGCUGUUCGUUGUGCUUCUCUUCUUUCUAUUAAUGGAACUGCACCUACAAGCAUAAUGUUUGAAGCAGUAUUCCAAAUUCUUAAGGAUGAAGAUUCACUGGAUUUAAUAAUGGAAAGCUAUCAACUUCUUGUGGAUUUGAAUAAGCGCUUUCCUCGAGUGUACUUAUCCAAAACAGAAAAAUCGGAAUCUUCAUCUUCAAAUGUUAUGUCUGAAUUAGUUGUGGUUCAAGAGGCUUGGUCUCCGUUUUCUUUUGGGUUGGACAGUUACAAUGAGAAGGUAGUGGCCAAUAAACAGUUGGGAGGAUCAAUUGAUUCCUUGAGUUUCGAUGCUCUUAUACAAGAAGUUGUUAAGGUGUCAAAGGAGAGGAAAUCUGAAGCUGUAGAAAUAAAGUUUCUGAGGAACAUGUUGCUGUUACAAUAUUUGAUUAUUAUUCUUGAGGACGAUUUUUUACCUCGUAAUUCAGCGUAUCAAGAAAAUAUGAACUGGACUCUUUUGAGGGAAUCACUGCUUAAUAUGCUUUUGGGUUCGAGAAAAAUAAUCUACAAAAGCUUCAUACAGGACUGCUUGUGUAUAAUGUGUGACCUCACUUUUGAUCAGACUGAAUUGUCUUCUGAAAUGAGCCACAACAGUAGACAGUCGGGGGAUCUAUCAGAAGGAAUUGAUACUGCUUUGGUAUUAGCAUUACCUGAAGUUGAAAAAUCUACAUGCAGUGUUCUGAAAAAACUUGUGUUAAUGAUCAUGGAGUUAGAUUUAUCACGGAGCAUGGCAGACCUGCAGGGUUCUACCACCAGGGCUGAUGGUGUAAGGACCCCUGCGGUGGACAUUAUGUUAGAGGAACUCAUUUACAAUAGCGAUAUCCUUUCGUCCUUUUUACAGGUAUUUGAUGAACCAAAAUGGAAGCUAAAAGUUAUUGUAGAAUAUUUCCAAAAGUACAUUCCUAAGUCGUCCGUUCGAACUAGGAGAUCAAACGGUCAAGUCAAGGAUCAAACUUUUGAUGAAGUUUUGAAGUGUUUCUCAAACAGCAACAGCACCAAAAGUAUCGUUAAAAAACUAAGCAUAGAGGUUGCUCAAUUGCUUUUGGCCCAUGCCUUCCAGGCAUAUUUGUCACUAUCAUUACAGCAUCUGCCUGAAGGCGGCUCUGAGUUGAAGGAAGAUGUCAAAGGCAGCUCACUUGCAGAAGUGUGCAAUAAUUUAAUAUCGGCUUUUACUAGUCUAAGAAGAGAAGAUAAGGAAACUGAGAUUUUGCCCUUUGGCAAAGAAGCACUGUUUACAGCUGCAACCAUCCUUUCAACAAAGUCAUAGGAGUUAUGAAAACUGUGAUAUUGUGAUUCGAAGAACGUGCUUGAACGAGAACGAGCCCAUGUACAGAAGAUUACAUCCGCCGAACCUGGAGGGGAUGAUAUUCCUUUUUGUUAAGCUAUAGAGGUGUUGUGUAAGUAGUAGUGUGUAUUAUGUGUAAACUGAAGACUAAAAAUGAUAAAUCUUGUAAGUUAUUUCGAUGAUUAACUUUUGCAACUGCUCUUUGUA